Molecule: messenger RNA, 530 nt
Organism: Camellia sinensis
Lineage: Eukaryota; Viridiplantae; Streptophyta; Magnoliopsida; Ericales; Theaceae
Source: RefSeq, a predicted model, not a curated record
CACCCCUUCUGUUGGAGAAUUCUUGCAUCGUUGUUACUACCUUCCUUUUUUCUGCAGAUUAAGCUGGCUGACAAACAGACAGCACUUGAAAAAUUACAAUGGGAAGCAAUGACUUCCAACAAAAAGGUGGAAAAGCUCCAUGAAGACCUAGGUUCCGUGCAAGGAGAGAUUUCAUCAUUUUUGUCGUUGUUUGAAGGCUUGACAAAGAAUCAUCCCACCAUGUCUGCUGAAGAUUAUGAUGUCACACCUUAUCAUUUGAAUCAUCUUCCUCAUACGGACGAUUGGGACGAGGCAGAGAUGCAGAAGAUGGAGGAGGCUAGAGAAGCCUAUGUUGCCAUUGUUGCUGCCGCAAAAGAAAAGCAAGACAAAGAUUCUAUUGCCGCUGCUGCCACUGCAAGGUUACAUCUUCAAUAAUUUGUUUUUGGAAAAUCUGAGCAACCGAAGUCCCUAGUUGGGAUUCCAGGCAACUACGCUAAGAAUACAUAAAUUUUUCACAUAACGGGAUACAAAUGUGAAACAAAGAGGUGAGA